Haliotis rubra (blacklip abalone) is the source of this 1701-nucleotide messenger RNA. Its product is annotated as baculoviral IAP repeat-containing protein 3-like. Bases 208 to 1494 code for a protein of 428 amino acids. Gene Ontology annotation, molecular function: cysteine-type endopeptidase inhibitor activity involved in apoptotic process. The record is from RefSeq and is a predicted model, not a curated record. NCBI's taxonomy places the organism in Eukaryota, Metazoa, Mollusca, Gastropoda, Lepetellida, Haliotidae. Gene Ontology annotation, biological process: regulation of cell cycle; negative regulation of apoptotic process. Gene Ontology annotation, cellular component: nucleus; cytoplasm; spindle microtubule. The transcript has 2 exons.
AUGUAAAAUACCAAAUACUGAAUUCACAGAUGUCAAGGCAACAAUCAAUGCAAAACAACGCUUAGCCAAUGACAUACUUGUUUACAUCACGUGACCCGUCUAGGCACGUCGACCUCGACCACAUCAUAUGGAGAUAUAUACAAAGCAGGACGCGGAGUAACAGUUGAAAUUUUAAAAGUCUGAGUUAUCCGUUGAAGAAAGAGAAAUAUGGCGAUAGCUAACAUGAUGCACCAUGGUAGCCCUACAGACAGUUUGCAUAGAUUGCCUUUCCGACUGGAUCGCACUGACUGUUUGGACGAUGAUUUUGAGACGCUCGCUGAAUGCACACGGGUCAUGAAAUAUGAGAGAAAUAGGCGGGAAACUUUCAAAACCUGGCCGGCGUGGAGUUGUCAAAGACUGGAGUGUUUGGCUAAAGCUGGGUUCUACUACACGAAGAUCAGUGACAGAGUGCAGUGUCCAUUUUGUCUCGGUGUCCUCAAGAAAUGGGAGACUUGGGAUGAACCAAUGUCUGAGCACAGACGACAUUUCCCGCAUUGUAAAUUCAUCCAGGGUGAGGAUGUUGGGAAUGUGCCCAUAGAAGACAAUACAGGACUAUUGCAGAAACAAAUAGCACCUACUUGUAUCGGAAGUGAAGCCACAGCUUACUUCAAAAAGGAAGUAAAUCGGUUGGCAUCAUUUUCAAGAUGGCCACCAAAUUUAACUCAAACACCUGAAGUUCUGUCUAGAGCAGGAUUCUACCACGUUCCGUGUGAGGAGAAACCGGACAGAGUGAGGUGUGCCUAUUGCCAGGGGAAACUGUACAACUGGAAACCUGAAGACGACCCUUGGACUGAGCACGCAAAGUGUUUCCCGUCCUGCCCCUAUAUAACGCUGUGUGUGGGACAACAUGUCACCAAGUCAAUGUUCCGGGAACAUGGAGUUGUCGAGGAGAAACACAAUGCCGAAACUGGGAAAGAUCAACAAAGCUCUGCUCAGGAAAAUAUUUCCUCACCUGAGGAUAACAUAACAAAACUCAUGAAGUGUGAGGCAGUUCUAGCUGUGCUACAAAUGGGGUUCUCCCAACAUCUUGUUCGAGAGGUUUUGAAGAGCUACUGCAAAUCAAGUAAAGGAAAAUAUUUCUCUGCACAAGACUUGGCGACUGAUAUUCUUGACAUGGAAAAAGCUCUUGAGACAACAAACAUCAUUUCCAAAACUACUGCUUCUACAGAAAGGACACAAUGUAACAGAACACAGACUUCUAAGACAGACACCAGAGGAAUGUGUGGUCUGCAAAACAACUCAACAUCAAACAAUUCUCCUGUGCUGGAAAACAUCAUGGACGAGAACUCACGAAUUAAGGACCGAUACCUGUGUAAAAUCUGUAUGGAGAGCCCAGUGAGGGUGACCUUUAUGCCCUGUGGUCAUCUCGCAUGUUGUGGGCCCUGUUCCAUGGCAGUGUCCAGUUGUCCCAUCUGUCGGACUCCAAUACAACGAUGUGUUCGGACUUACUUCUAAGACUGUUUAUUAUUUUUGUGUUAAAUACUGCAGGUUUGGUCCCUGAAUUGAAACUUGAGUGAGUGAGGUAUUAACACAGUGUUCAUUGUUAUUUUGCUUUUUGCGACCGGUAUCGAUGCAGGUCAUCCUCUGCUGUUAAAGGUUUAUGUUUACAAAAAAUGUUCAGCUUUUACAUAAUAAACUCUUUAAUAAAACAUAAUUUCUCGA